Messenger RNA from Diprion similis, 4760 nucleotides. RefSeq lists its product as uncharacterized. The record is from RefSeq and is a predicted model, not a curated record. Gene Ontology annotation, cellular component: guanylate cyclase complex, soluble. NCBI's taxonomy places the organism in Eukaryota, Metazoa, Arthropoda, Insecta, Hymenoptera, Diprionidae. Gene Ontology annotation, molecular function: heme binding; guanylate cyclase activity. Bases 38 to 4615 code for a protein of 1525 amino acids. Gene Ontology annotation, biological process: response to oxygen levels; cGMP biosynthetic process. The transcript is spliced from 23 exons.
GCUUCCACCCUAGCUGCAGCUUUCAUUCCAUGACCAGAUGCAUCGGAUUCUCAGAUAUGCGUAUGGUUUUGUGAACUACGCCCUGGAAUUGCUGGUAGUGAAGACAUUCGACACCGAAACAUGGGAGAUUAUAAAGAAGGACGCCGCCGUCAAUAUGGAGGGCCAGUUUUUGGUCCGGCAGAUUUACGACGACGAGAUUACGUACAAUCUGAUCGCAGCCGCGGUCAACCGCCUCAACAUCCCGGCUAACGAAAUACUCGAACUAUUCGGUAAAAUGUUCUUCGAAUUCUGCCAGGAUUCCGGGUACGACAAAAUUCUACAAGUACUUGGCGCUACCCCGAGGGAUUUUUUACAGAAUUUGGACGCCCUCCACGACCACUUGGGCACGUUGUACCCCGGAAUGAGGGCGCCUUCUUUCCGAUGCACGGAGAGGCCUGAGGACGGGGCUCUCAUCCUGCACUACUACUCGGACAGACCUGGACUCGAGCACAUUGUCAUCGGUAUAGUCAAGACCGUGGCGAAGAAGCUGCAUGGAACGGACGUCGACAUGCGGAUAUUGAAGACGAAGAACGAGUGCGAUCAUGUCCAGUUUCUUAUAACGGAUUCCUCGACUCCGGGAGUCGUUUCAAAACCGAUGAUCGCCGAACUGCAAACUUUGUCCCGAGAGCCCAGGGUUAGUCCAGCCACCUUUUGCCGGGUUUUUCCCUUUCAUCUAAUGUUCAACAGACAGCUGACGAUUGUGCAAACCGGCAGCACCAUCACCCGGGUCAUCCCUCAGGUUUCGACUGGUAAUUGCAAGCUGAACGACAUCCUGCUAACCGUCCGGCCCCACCUCGAGUUGACUUUUGAAAACAUAUUGUCACACAUCAACACGGUCUACGUCUUGCGAACUAAAAAUGGCGUGAUGAGGGUCGAGGCAGCUGAGGAAUUCUCGAACAUGCGUCUUAAAGGCCAGAUGCUUUACAUCCCGGAAGCGGAUCUGGUAACUUUCUUGUGCUACCCGAGCGUGAUGAAUCUCGACGAUUUGACCAGGCGUGGACUCUAUCUCAGCGACAUCCCCCUUCACGAUGCUACCCGGGAUCUCGUCCUGAUGUCCGAGCAGUUUGAGGCCGACUACAAGCUCACCAGGAACCUUGAACUGCUGACGGACAAGCUUCAACAGACGUACCGUGAGCUGGACGGCGAAAAGCAGAAGACCGACAGGCUCCUCUACUCCGUACUGCCGAUAUCGGUGGCCAGCGAAUUGCGACACUCGCGACCAGUUCCAGCCAAAAAGUACGACUGCGUGACGCUGCUGUUCUCAGGAAUCGUUGGAUUCGGUGCCUACUGUGCUGCCCACACGGAUUCCAGCGGGGCUAUGAAGAUAGUCAACAUGCUGAACCAACUCUACAUCGCCUUCGACGUGCUUACGGACCCGAAGAAAAACCCAAACGUCUACAAGGUGGAGACUGUCGGUGACAAGUAUAUGGCAGUCAGUGGAUUGCCGGAGCCGUGUCGAAGCCACGCUCGCUGCAUCGCCAGGCUGGCCCUGGACAUGAUGGAUCUGGCAGCGGACGAAGUUCAAAUCGACGGGGAGCCGGUGAAAAUUACAAUCGGGAUUCACAGCGGGGAAGUCGUCACCGGUGUAAUUGGGCAUCGAAUGCCGAGGUACUGUCUCUUCGGUAAUACCGUUAACCUCACCAGUCGGACCGAAACUACAGGGGAACCGGGAAAAAUCAACGUGUCGGAGGACGCAUACAGAUACCUUUGCAUGCCGGAGAACCAGGACCCGCAAUUUCUUCUGGAAUACCGUGGGCCAGUGACCAUGAAGGGGAAAUCGGAUCCAAUGAACGUCUGGUUUCUUACCAGAGAAAGGGAGCUCGCAGCGAAUCUAAGCGUACUAGUUCCCAAUGUUGCUGUUGCUGUUGCUGCACUGAAAUCACUAUACUCACCGUCAGCGACAAUUAGAAUUACUAAGAACUCGAGAGAAACGAUGACUACGACAACGAGGGGAAGGAGGAAUGAUUUGAAAAAGCGAAUGCAUCACUGCACCAAACCCCAAACGCUUCGAAAUUCUUCGGCCUGUGCUGGGCUCGACCUGCUCGAUGACUUUGAAGGCUCAGCGUCUCCGUUGACUGUAAGGUUAAGAACGAACGCCGAUGAGAGAGGACGAGGUCCUGGACGAGGACUGCGUACCUGGAGUCCAGCGAUUUCUGCAGGUGUACAGGUAACGCAGAUAUCGGCGUCUCGUCCGUCCCUGGAGGUGUAUUCAAACGACAAGCCGGAGGAGACGAUGCUUGGCGAGUCGUCAGAGGACGCCACAGCCUUCUUACCGAACCGAAAACUCGCUUCGGUACCAUCGAGCCAAGGGAAAGGCGAAGGAAGGAGAACCACGGACGGCAGUCACGAGGAUCGACUCGACUGGGUUCCCCACCCGAGAAAUAAGGCUAUUGGAGAAGGAGUGAAUCGCGGGCCGAUCGCACUCUCUGGUAACAGUUUACGGACAACCGCUAGAGCCGAGCGUUCUCUCAGUGUCUUAGAAAUGGACGAGGUGAACGGAAUGACCGUCUCUCCGGCACUGCCACCCAAGGAACGGAGCUGCAAGGUAACAGGGCAAGAUGCGCGCCAGACGACAAUCUCGAUCCAGACUAUCCAGAGCCUCUCCCUCCCCGUGGUGCCGGUCGGCGGUCGGACUUCCGAGGCCGGAGCAACGGUAUUUGUCGGUGGCACAGUGCCACCAACCUCGGCAUCGUCGGCCUGGCGAGUACCGGUGGUGCAGAAGUCGAACGGUUAUCAGUCGCUGCAGCAACAGUCAUCGCAGCACCAUCAGCAGUCCUCGCAGCCUGCCCACGUUGUCAAGAUUCGUAUAAACCCUGACGACUCCGCUGGCAAGGUUGUUUCCACAGUGCGAGUCACUCUCGACGAGGAGAAGCUGUACGACAACGUUGCCCGAAGCGGGAACAAUAACAAUAACAACAACAACAAAAAGAACAACAACAGAGGGGCGGAGGACGAGGAGGAGGAGGAGGAGGACAGCUACAAGAAUAAAAACAACAAGAAUACAAACAAGACGAUACACAACGCGGACGGAGCGAAGGUGCAGAGUGCGGGUGCCCUGGUGAACGGUAUCGCGAGUGACCGUGGUUGUGUCCGAAUAAGUGUCGGUAGCAACGAGGCGGACGUUAAUCGGGAGGACAUGAUAGUACAGCGUGAAGUUUCUGGCGCGUUGAGCUCCUCGGGCGGGAACAGAUCCAGUUCCUGUUUCUACUACAGCACGUUUCAGGGCUCGAUCGGGACGAUGGUGAUGUCGAGCGGACAGUGCUCGCCCAGCGACACCUUGGACAGCGGGACAUGCAGCGACCUGGAUGGGACGCCGCCACCCUUGCCGAAGAAGAAGAACGCCAGCACCGUUAUCCUGAGCGGCGGCGGGCAGCACAACAGGACCGGGAGCCUGACCAGCAGCGGGGCCGAGAUCGACAGCGAUGACAACGAGAGCAACGUCAGCUGCGAUUCGCUAAACAGCAGCGAACUGAACGCGGGCGCCGACGAGCUCGGAGGCAAGCCGAAGGAGCCCGACGAAGCUCGCAAUCUCGCCGUCAAGGCGGCACCGAUAUCCGUCAAACUCCCGGAGCCCACGUCACCCGAUAACGACGCGACUCUCAGUCAAAAACCAAGCCCCGACCGCGCUCCGUCACCCGCGGCAUCGUCGAUCGGGACCUGCUCCGUCUCCUCGAAGACGUCGAGCACCCCUCGCGUCCGGAGCCCCGAGGGCCAAGAGCCGACCCGGCGCUCUCCUCCGGUGGUCAAGGAGUGCGCCUACGAGGACAAGAAGAUGGAACGCAUGCGAAUGCAGGACGAAACGGCCGCGGCCGAGUUUUACGCGAACUUCAACCGCGGGAACGGGACCAAGUACCUCUACGACGACGACAGGUUCUACAAGUUUCACGUGAACGAAAACCUGCAGGAGGCCAGGGACGUCGCCAACGCUGCCGCAGCCGCCGCCGCCGCCGCUGCCCUCGCCGAUACGGAGGGUGACGAGUUCUUCGCCGGGUACAAGAUGCUCGAUCGCGAGGCCAUCCGCAGCGCUCGAGGCACCGUCAGGGGCGUGAAGAACAGGGUGCGAGCCGGCAUCGCCACUUUCCUCCAGCAACCUGCUACCAAGAAUUACAAAUUGAAGGACGCCGGGAAGGUUGUCGUCUACACGACGACAAUGGGGAUCGUAAGAGAGACCUACUACGCUUGUACAAAGGUCAAACAGAUACUCAGGACGCACAUGGUUAAGUACGAGGACCGUGACAUGUUCAUGAGCACCGAGUACCAGAAGGAACUUCGCGACCGGAUCCAGUCCACGACCAUUCAGGUCCCCCAGCUAUUCAUAGACGGGCAGUAUAUCGGGGAUGCUGAAGUGGUUGAGAGGCUGAACGAGUCCGGAGAAUUGCGACGCAUGCUGAAGCCAUACAAGAGUCCGGACGCGUGCACAACUUGCCAGAUCUGCGGCGGCUAUCGUCUGCUUCCCUGCUCGGUCUGCAACGGCAGCAAAAAGUCAGUGCACCGCAACGACUUUACGACGGAAUUCGUCGCGCUGAAGUGCAUGAACUGCGACGAAGUUGGUCUCGUGCGAUGCCAGCACUGCUGACCAUAUGGAUAACGUGCCUAUGAUCCUGCUCAACUCGAAUCAACUCAACGCUACCUUUCAACUCACCUUCGUCCUAACGAUUAUAACUUGCAGGGAGGUUAAAUUAUUAGUAUAUAAAAAGACAUAAAUACGUUAAAUAAUAAUC